AGAAGCUUGUGGAACAUCAUCUGGAGCUGCGCUGCUACUCUAUUCGCAUGCACAUGGACCGCAGUUCACCCAAACAUCCCGGGUAUUGACGAGGGGAAAGUGACUGUUUUCUGUCGUCGCCUAUGCAUCAUGAUCAUGGCGUUGAUUGCCCCAGAACUCAUGAUCACCUGGGCUGCGAGUCAGUUUAUGAGUGCUCGU
Suillus subalutaceus is the source of this 198-nucleotide messenger RNA. RefSeq lists its product as uncharacterized. The record is from RefSeq and is a predicted model, not a curated record. The transcript has a single exon. NCBI's taxonomy places the organism in Eukaryota, Fungi, Basidiomycota, Agaricomycetes, Boletales, Suillaceae. The annotation marks the transcript as partial.